Molecule: messenger RNA, 1498 nt
Organism: Pieris napi
Lineage: Eukaryota; Metazoa; Arthropoda; Insecta; Lepidoptera; Pieridae
Gene: Sras
Product: CAAX prenyl protease 2
Exons: 6
Coding region: 117-977 (286 amino acids)
Biological process (GO): CAAX-box protein processing
Cellular component (GO): endoplasmic reticulum membrane
Molecular function (GO): metalloendopeptidase activity
Source: RefSeq, a predicted model, not a curated record
UCUACUGACUCCUCUAGUCUUUACAAUUGUCAUUUUCAUUAUAAUUGUUUAAUUAGCAAAAUUGAAAAAAAAAUCUAAUUUACCUCUAAACCUCUUAACAAAAAACUAAAAAAAAAAUGAUUCCAUGGGAGUGGAUAAGUAUUGGAAACUGCUUGUUCUCUGUCGUCGCCUGUGUGUUUUUAACUAUUUCAUAUGUUGCAAGUCUGUAUGUGUGGAGAACAAAAGAAAACAGAGACCAUCCAAGUACUAUUAAAAGAAGAUUCUUCAGUGUAUUUAUUAUGAUGAUGCUUGCCCCCUUAUUUACAUACUAUUUCCUUAAUAAACCAUUGGACAUAAGAGAAAUGUAUGAAAAAAUGGGUUUGAGAGAAGAGGGAUUUGUUCAAGCCCUAAUAUUACCAUUAUUACUGACAGUUAUUUUAUUCUUAGGACCACUGUCUAUGCAAUUAUUUUCUGGAGCAUGGAGAAUUUACAUUGAACCGAUGUAUUGGAUAUCAUGUUGGCAAGAUUUAGUUUGGGUUAGAAACCAUAUUAUGGCACCAUUAAGUGAAGAAUGGGUCUUUAGAGCAUGCAUGAUGCCUUUGUUACUACAAUGUUUGAAUCCAAUGUCAGCGGUUUUUAUUGGACCUUUACUAUUUGGGAUUGCUCAUUUUCAUCAUGUAUUUGAACAAAUUAAGGCUGGAUAUGAAAUUAAGACGGCAUUAAUUGUUUCUACUUUUCAAUUUACAUACACUACAAUGUUUGGUGCUUAUUCAUCAUUUUUGUUCUUGAGAAGCGGUCAUUUUAUUGCACCAUUAAUGGCCCAUAUUUUCUGCAAUCACAUGGGUUUCCCAAACUUCAGUGACGUUGCUCUGUUUCCUCCCAUAGAGCGUUUUGUUAUUGUCUGUAAUUAUCUAUUAGGAUUUGGACUGUGGUGCUACCUCUUAAAUCCAAUGACUAGUCCUGAUCUGUAUUAUAAUAAACUAAAUUUUGUUACCUGAGACAAUCUAGGUACUAAGAACAAUCUUAUUGAUAUGAACUAAUUUAAUGUUUGCGUUAUGGUGGAAGUUCCCAAGUCUGCUUUUUGCAAUAAUUAGUAAAUUGGGCAUUCAGAUGCUACUCAUGAUAAAAAAAAACUUGAUUUGCUAGCCGUUAUUUAUGAUUUAGAUGAUGUGUUUUUACUUUGGUCCAAAACAUGAAAUUUCAAGUUUUACAUAUGUUUGAUGCUACUUAAUAAGCUCUCAUAUUCACUAGAUGGUGAUGUGUGCAUUGUAUAACAUGUUAUUAAUUGACUUUGAUAUUACAAUGAUAUAAACAUUGAUUUUAAGCCAACUGAUACAGGGCAUAUUGUGACGGGGUAAAUUGGGCGUUGUUAAGUUUGAGUAUGCAAUACACAAAAUGUGCAUAGAUUAUUUUUUAUACCUGAUUUCUUGCUCAGUCCAACAAUUAAAAAUAGAGACAAUUGUUUGGAUUCUUUCAGGUUAAUAAAACUAUACCUUUAGCUUUAUGGUAGUUUAAAGUA